UCCAAUGAUGCACAUUGUGCUGUCAUCGAAAGAUAUAUUCGCGACGACAGCGUACUUUUCUUACAUUUUUUUGAGAGUAUUAUAAUUCUGUUACAUAUUUCCUAGUGCCCUUGCAGUAUAUAUGAGUGCAAAGAUAAAUAUAAAAUUAUGACGCGUAAAAAUACGAUUAAUAGCAUAAUAAUGCUUAUACUACCUUUGUACGGUAUCUGGCCAGGCAGACCGAUCACUUUAAUUAACAGAGUGUUGUGGAUGAUUGCGACAGGAUUUGUCAAAUUUUGUCAUUGCCUCUAUAUUUUAGCGCACUUUAAUUCUCAAAAUUUUUUCAACUUAAUUGAUUGUUUGUGCAGCAUUUUGUCACACGCCAAAUUGGUCAUUAAACUCCUUGCGUUUUGGAUAAAUCAGCGAAAAUUCAUAGAAAUUUUGGCGUCAAUUACGGACGACUGGAACGAUUGCGCUGACAAUGACAUCAGUAUGCGUCUGACAAUGCGAAAGGCAAAAUUAUCGGAUCGUAUCACUUAUGGAAUAAUUACUCUUUAUACAAUGACUAUUUUCGGAUAUUGUCUCGGAGUCAUCAUCGCUGAUGCCGAUGUUACCGAUCAAACGAUUGAAGUUCCUUUCCUCAACAAAGUGAAAUUUCCUUUCAGCAUUCACACGCAGAACAUGUAUAGAUUUGUAUUAAUCGUCGAAUUCGUGCACAUGCUCUUCAGUCAUUUGUUAAUCGGUAUUGUAAACAACAUACUUUUGACUUUGGUUUUGCAUGUGGGAGGUCAAGUGGAGAUCCUACAAAGCUGGUUAUCGCAGCUUAUACCUAAAAAGCUUGAGAAUAAAGAAGAAUCACUCAUCACCGCGACAAACAAAAUCAUUCGAAAGCAUAACAAAAUUAUCCAAUUUUCAGAAAAUAUCGAGACUCUAUAUGCAUAUAUCGCGUUGUAUCUUUUUGUAUCGGAUAUAAUAUUAAUUUGUUCAAUAGCUUUUCUCAUCAUAACCGCACUUGGCACUCCUAAUGCCGUGAAAACGAUUAUGAAAUGUCUUUUAUUUUUCUCAGAUACAAAUCUGGAAGCAUUUAUAUUUUGCUACGCUGGAGAAUAUCUAAGCAAUAAGGGCGAAACUAUCGGAUUUGCAAUAUAUAAUUGUCCAUGGUACAAUUUGAGACCUAAAGAUAUUCGUGUAUUAUUAUUUAUAAUAAUAAGAUCGCAAAAGCAAUUGACACUCACAGCUGGCAAGAUGAUGGAUCUCUCUUUAAAAUCUUUUACAAGCAUCAUGAAUGCCUCUGGAUCCUUCUUAUCACUAUUAUUGGCGAUGCAAUGA
Molecule: messenger RNA, 1308 nt
Organism: Cataglyphis hispanica
Lineage: Eukaryota; Metazoa; Arthropoda; Insecta; Hymenoptera; Formicidae
Product: odorant receptor 13a-like
Exons: 6
Coding region: 148-1308 (386 amino acids)
Biological process (GO): sensory perception of smell; detection of chemical stimulus involved in sensory perception of smell
Cellular component (GO): plasma membrane
Molecular function (GO): olfactory receptor activity; odorant binding
Source: RefSeq, a predicted model, not a curated record